AUGAAAACUUUGAAAAAAUUCACCGAAAUAGUUCAGCCGUCGAUCAAUGCAUCGACUUAUACUAGUAGCUGUGUAGCAUUUACAAGGGAAAGAAAACAUUUUUUUAUUCCACUGUUGUGUUUCAGGGCCUUCGAUGAAUUUGAUACCUUUGUAUCAUGUUUUAAUCGUUAUCGAACCAAUAAAGCUGCAUAUUAUAUAUCUGCUUUGAAUACAUUAUGGAAUGGUCCUAAAUGUUAUUUUCGACAAUCAGCAGAAAGUCAUAUUAAAUGUGAAAACCCGUGGUUAUCUAUUGUUAUAGCUGCACAUCCAAAUGCUAUUAUGAAUAUUUUAAAAGAAGAAAAUUGUCAAUUAGGUAUAGAUGGUUUAUUUUCAAGAUUUGUAUUUUCUGCGUGUAUAUUGCCAGAAAAUGUUCAUAAACGUAGUAAGCGUGAAAUGGUUAAAAUAACUGGUGAUUACAAUACUGAUUCAUGUAGUUACCCAAGCCUAACUCAUAUUAUGUACUUCAUACAUCUUAUGCAUCAUGAGGGACCAUUAACAUUAAAAAUUUCUGAAGCAGCAAAUGAUAUCCUAAUACGUACACAUGAUGAAUACAAUAAUAUGAUCAUAGAAUUUCAAGGACAUCAAGACGUUCUUUGUACAUUAUAUUCUAAAUCACGUGAUCAUUUAUAUCGUAUCUGUGGUUUAUUACAUUUGCUUCAUCAGGCUUGUAUUUAUGUUUUAAAAGCUGAACCACAAUUAAAAUACAUAGAUUUUGAUGAUGUAGCAGCAGAAUCAAUUCGAAAUAUGGCUAUCUUAGCAAAAGAAAAUAUAGUUGAAUAUCUCACUAUUUCACCUGGAAUAGCUCAAACAGCUGUUGAGUUGAUGAAAUUUUAUAUUGAUACUAAAAAGCUUCUAUAUGGUUUUUCAUUAAUAACCAUUCCACCAGCACAAGAAAUGAAUAUUCGUUCAUAUAUUUCUCAACAAAUACCUAUGGUAAAACAAAAAGCAUAUGACACUGAUUUUUCAACUUUAUCAUUAUCAAUAUAUCCAUUUGAUGAUUCAACAAUUGUUACAAGUAUUAAGAAAAUAUUGUUAUAUCAUGAUCGAAAAAUAUCAGUCCAACGGCUUGCACAGAUCUUAAGGCGUCCUGGUAUUAGUGCAGAAAAUAUUAAGAAAAUAUUUGCAUUCAUGCAAAAUUGUCAAAUGGGUACUAAUUUAAUUGAAAAACAGAAGAAAUAUGGCAAACCGCGAAUAUCAUUUGUUAAAGAUAAUAUUCCUGAAGAUAAAGAUUCAGAUAAAUAUAAAUUUAUGAUCGAUUUUUUAAAUCAAUUUAAUAUUACACCAGAGGAAUAUGAAGAAAACCUCACAACUCAACUUAAACAAAGAUGGGAUUAUUUUUAUGCAGAAAACUUUUCGCGGAUGACAAUCGUUAAAGAAUUUCAUCCAUAUAUAACAAUGCAUUGGCAUGAUUAA
This is a messenger RNA of Rotaria sp. Silwood2, 1452 nucleotides long. The record is from the annotation of a GenBank genome assembly. NCBI's taxonomy places the organism in Eukaryota, Metazoa, Rotifera, Eurotatoria, Philodinida, Philodinidae.